Molecule: messenger RNA, 1798 nt
Organism: Priapulus caudatus
Lineage: Eukaryota; Metazoa; Priapulida; Priapulimorpha; Priapulimorphida; Priapulidae
Product: ATPase family AAA domain-containing protein 2-like
Exons: 8
Coding region: 122-1015 (297 amino acids)
Biological process (GO): anatomical structure development
Molecular function (GO): extracellular matrix binding; collagen binding; calcium ion binding
Source: RefSeq, a predicted model, not a curated record
CAAGUAAGCCGGCGGACAAGUUAACUAAAGUUAACUUCUGCAGUCCCACUUUAUACUGCCCCAGGCUACCACAUCAUUGGAUUACUCAUAGCAUGUACAGAAUAGAAGCUGCUACCCUGCUAUGCAAACAAUUUUGGCAUCGCACACAUGGUCAAGGAAGCUGGGAUGCUGCAGCAGGGUGCGUCGCCACAACAUGAGGGUGCUACUCGUGCUAUUGCUGGCUGGUCUUCUCAUUGUGGCAGCCUGUGCCAGUCCAGCUAGACUACAUGAAGCCAAGAGAAAGCACAAGGACGGAGACGCCGCGAGAAACCGACCGGAUGCUAAUGAGAAGAACCAACCAAGCAUCGAGGAUGCUGCCGUAGCCGAUGACGACGAUGAUGAUGAUGAUGAUGUUGAUGAUGUUGAUGAUGUUGAUGAUGAUGUCAGCAAGACAAGUAAGACCCGUGCUGGGAGCACCACUGCCAUGAGGGAAAGGAAUGCACCCUCAAUGAGAUGGACGAACCGUACUGUCGCUGUGCGCGCUCCUGUGUCAAAUCAAACGACCCAAGGACCGAGGUGUGCAGCAGUCAUAACAUCACCUACGCGACGGAAUGUCACCUGUACAAGCAGCGGUGUCUGUGUGAGACUGGGGAUGUGGGAUGUCACGACAAGCGCAACGUUCACGAACACACCGAGUAUCGCGGCAAGUGCAUCUAACGAGAGAAACGACCUUGGGGAGGAAUACAUUCCGCUGGAGAAGGAAGCCGAGAGGAAGUCUGAGAUGAAACUUGUCAAUCCUGUCAUCUGGAAAUUCUGCGACCUGGACAAAUCUUCUGACAGGAAGUUGUCACGACACGAGCUGACACAGCUGAAGGCGCCUCUCGUCACGCUGGAACGCUGCAUCAGCCCGUUCCUCGACAACUGUGACGUGGACGGGGAUCACUACAUCACGCUACCCGAGUGGGGAGCCUGCCUACACCUUGAGGAAGAUGAAAUCAAGUUUAAAUGCAAGAAGUAUCACAACCACCACAAUUAAUACGUGGAUUGUGGCGCCAUCUACUCGUAAACAUGUGUCCUACUUGCGCAUUGGAUUGCGAUGAGUAUUAAAGGUAAAAAAUAGAGUCGCCAUGUUAUAAACAUCACGUGGUAUGCAGAUACAUUCAGAAAUUUAUUAUGAUCGUUAUUAAUAAAUUUGUUAAUCAUUAAUGGUCAUACAUUUUUAAUUACAUAACAAACUUUAACAUUAUUUACAUAGCAAUAUGUAAAUUUAGGUAAUAAAAUUGCCUAUAUACUUGUGGCUGUUAUAGAAAGAAAUAUGGUGAUGGUUUGCGUAUAUAAAUAUUUUAAGUAAUGAUAUACUUGGGAUCAUGCAUGGAAAUUUCAAACAAGGAUGAGAAAUAUUUUCAAAGAAAUUGUUGCUGAAUCUUAUUUUACAAUGUACAACGCGGCGCAAAUUUAUAUUUGUACUUGUUAUUGAAAUGGAAAUCACAUUUUUCCGACCCAUUGUUAUUAGUGAUUCAAAUAUCGCUGCUAUAAUUGAUAAUUUGGUAUGUUUUUAUUAGAAUGUCAUGAGUAUUGCUUUGGUGUUUACGUUUACAAUCUUUGGACAAGUACGCUUAAAAUAUAUUGCUACAUAUCAUUGGUGAGACUAACGACAUUCUGUGUGUUUGCCUGACGUCAGAUUGCUGGCUGGCUGGAAGAGCAAACUGUCGGCAGUCUACAUCCAUUGCUGAUAGUAAAUGUACAGAGACUCCCCGACUUACGAACAGGUUCGGUUCCGAGCGGUCGUUCGUAAGUCGAUUUGUUCGUAAGUCGAACA